GUCUCCUCCCCCCUCCUCCAGCUCUGGUGGCUGUGCUGGUGGCUCCGGACAGACGGCACGGAGAAGACAUUGCUCCCCUGCGCCAGACGCAUGUUGUGCCGGAGCUUUGUCCCGCGGUGUGAGGCGCUGCAGGCGGAUGGAGCCCGGGGAUUGUCCGGAAAUGUAAGCGGACCAUUGAUCUCCUCUAUCUGACCGCGUGGGGAUGACUUCCAGGUGUCAGCAGGCUUGUGCAGAGCAUUGAGACACCAUGACAGUGUUCAGACAAGAAAACCUGGAGGAUUAUUACGAUGUUGGAGAAGAACUGGGAAGUGGACAGUUUGCUGUGGUAAAGAAAUGCCAGGAGAAAAGCACAGGUGUGCAGUAUGCUGCAAAAUUCAUCAAGAAGAGGCGAACCAAAUCAAGCCGCCGUGGGGUGACCCGGGAGGAUAUUGAAAGGGAGGUCAGCAUACUGAAAGAAAUCCAACAUCCUAAUGUCAUCACGCUGCAUGAGGUGUUCGAGAACAAAACGGAUGUCAUUCUCAUUCUCGAGCUUGUUGCAGGUGGAGAGUUGUUUGACUUUCUUGCUGAGAAAGAAUCCUUGACAGAAGAGGAAGCUACUGAGUUCCUCAAGCAGAUUUUAAAUGGCGUCAAUUACCUUCACUCGCUGCAGAUUGCUCACUUUGAUCUCAAGCCGGAAAACAUCAUGCUGCUGGAGAGAAAUUUACCCAAAGCUCGUAUUAAGAUAAUCGAUUUUGGUUUAGCUCACAAAAUCGAUACUGGCAAUGAAUUUAAAAAUAUUUUUGGGACUCCGGAAUUUGUUGCCCCAGAAAUUGUGAACUAUGAGCCGCUUGGUUUGGAGUCCGAUAUGUGGAGUAUCGGCGUAAUAACGUAUAUUCUGUUGAGUGGUGCUUCCCCAUUUCUCGGCGAGACCAAACAAGAGACUUUGGCCAAUAUAUCUGCUGUUAGUUAUGAAUUUGAGGAUGAGUUUUUUAGCAACACAAGUGAUCUGGCCAAAGACUUUAUACGGCGGCUUCUUGUCAAAGACCCAAAGAAGAGAAUGUCUAUUGAAGAUACUUUGAAUCACCCGUGGAUUAAGCCUAAAGAUACACAGCAAGCACUGAGAAGAAAAGCCUCCGCCGUCAACAUGGAGAAGUUCAAGAAGUUUGCUGCCCGGAGAAAAUGGAAACAAUCUGUCCGCUUGAUAUCUCUGUGCCAAAGACUGUCAAGAUCUUUCUUGUCAAGGAGCAAUAUGAGCAUCGCUCGAAGUGAUGAUACUUUGGAUGAAGAGGAUUCCUUUGUUAUGAAGGCCAUCAUCCAUGCUAUAAAUGAUGACAAUGUUCCUGGUUUACAGCAUCUUCUGGGAUCUUUGGCAAACUAUGAUGUAAACCAGCCAAACAAGCAUGGCACCCCUCCACUAUUAAUAGCCGCUGGCUGUGGAAAUAUUCAGAUGCUGGAGCUGUUACUUAAGCGUGGCGCACAUAUUGACGUGCAGGAUAAGGCUGGAUCCAAUGCACUUUAUUGGGCCUCCCGGCAUGGUCAUGUUGAGACAUUAAAAUUCCUCCAUCAGAAAAAAUGUCCACUUGAUGUGAAAGAUAAAUCAGGCGAAACCGCCCUUCAUGUGGCAGCUCGAUACGGGCACGUGGAAGUCAUACAGUACCUGUGCAGCAUUGGAUCAAAUCCAGAUAUUCAGGAUAAAGAAGAAGAGACAGCUCUACAUUGUGCUGCCUGGCAUGGUUACAAUCCCGUGGCAAGAGCUUUGUGCCAGGCUGGCUGCAACGUCAAUAUUCGCAACAGGGAAGGAGAAACCCCCCUCCUGACAGCCUCAGCAAGAGGAUACCAUGAUAUUGUGGAAUGCUUGACUGAACAUGGAGCUGACCUUGAUGCCACAGACAAGGACGGGCACAUAGCCUUGCACCUUGCAGUGAGAAGAUGUCAGAUGGAAGUAGUUAAAACCUUGAUCAAUAAGGGGUGCUACGUAGACUUCCAGGAUCGUCAUGGUAACACACCUCUGCAUGUCGCAUGCAAAGAUGGCAAUAUUCCUAUUGUAAUGGCACUUUGUGAAGCCAACUGUAAUUUGGAUAUUACUAACAAGUAUGGCCGUACCCCCUUACACCUUGCAGCAAACAAUGGUAUCCUUGAAGUGGUUCGGUAUCUCUGCCUCUGUGGAGCCAAUGUAGAAGCACUGACGAUGGAUGGCAAAACUGCAGAAGAUCUGGGCAGGGCUGAACAGCAUGAGCCUGUUGUCAAUUUACUAUCAAGGCUUCGAAAGGACACCUAUCGGACUGUAUUCAUUCAGCAGUUAAGACCAUGCCAAACCCUACAGCCCAGGAUAAAGCUGAAAUUAUUUGGACACUUUGGAUCUGGAAAGACUACACUGGUGGAGUCCUUGAAGUGUGGGCUCAUUCGCAGCUUCUUUAGAAGACGCAGACCCCGGCUUUCAUCUACUAAUUCAGUGCGGUUCCCCCCCUCUCCAAUGUCUUCCAAAACUUCAGUUUCAGUUAGCAUCUGUGAUUUAUACCCUGGCUGUGAAAAUGUCAGCGUAAGGAGCAGGAGUAUGAUGUUUGAACCGGGUCUCACCAAAGGAGUACUGGAAGUGUUUGUGUCACCAUCCCAUCACCCACACUGCUCUCUUGACGACCAGUCCACAAAAGCGAUUGACAUCCAGAAUGCCAAUCUGAAUGGUGUUGGAGAUUUCAGUGUCUGGGAAUUUUCAGGAAACCCUACAUAUUACUGCAGCUAUGACUAUUUUGCUGCAAAUGAUCCCACAUCCGUGCACUUGGUAGUCUUCAGCCUUGAAAAACCAUAUGAAAUUCAACUAAAUCAAGUCAUAUUCUGGCUCAAUUUUCUGAAAUCCCUUAUGCCUGUUGAGGAGCCAAUAGCCUAUGGAGGGAAGCUGAGGAGCCUUCUUAAAGUAGUCCUGGUUGCAACCCAUGCAGACAUUGUGAAUCUCCCACGUCCUGCAGGAGAGUUUGGAUAUGACAAGGAUAUGUCACUACUAAAAGAAAUUAGAAAUAGGUUUGGUAAUGACCUGCAGAUCUCUGACAAGCUAUUUGUGCUGGAUGCUGGAGCAUCUGGUUCGAAGGAUAUGAAGCUUCUGCGCAAUCAUCUUCAAGAAUUGAGAAGCCAGUUAAUUUCUAGCUGCCCAACAAUGACUCCAUUGUGUGAGAAAGUUGUCUCCGUCUUGCCAUCAUGGAGAAAGCAAAAUGGCCCCAACCAGUUGCUUUCAUUUCAGCAGUUUGUCUAUGACGUGCAAGAACAACUUAAUCCAUUGGCCACUGAGGAUGAUGUCCGGAAUCUAGCACAACAACUUCACAGCAUGGGAGAGAUCAACAUCAUGCAGAGUGAAACCGUCCAAGAUGUGGUGCUCUUAGACCCUAGAUGGUUAUGUUCCAAUGUCCUAGGAAAGCUACUCUCUGUUGAGAACCCAAAAGCUCUUCAUCAUUAUAGAGGGAGAUACACCAUGGAGGAUAUCCAGCGUCUAGUCUCUGACAGUGAUGUGGAUGAACUUGUUCAAAUUUUAGAUGCCAUGGACAUAUGUGCUCGAGAUAUAAGCAGUGGUACCAUGGUGGAUAUCCCUGCUCUUAUUAAAACGGACAGCCUCCACAGGUCAUGGACUGAUGAGGAGGAGGACAUUUUGAUUUAUGGAGGUGUUAGAAUUGUUCCUGUGGAACACCUUACUCCCUUCCCAUGUGGAAUAUUUCAUAAAGUUCAAGUUAACCUGUGCCGGUGGAUACACCAACAGAGUGCUGAAGGAGAUGCUGAUAUACGCUUGUGGGUAAAUGGGUGUAAGCUGGCCAACAGAGGUGCUGAAGUUCUGGUGUUGCUGGUCAACAAUGGUCAGGGAAUUGAAGUGCAUGUUAGAGGACUAGAAACGGAGAAGAUAAAGUGUUGUUUACUUCAAGAAUCAAUCUGCAGUAUCAUUGAUAACUUAUUAGCAACUACAUUGCCUGGGCUUUUGACUGUAAAACAUUACUUAAGCCCACAACAGCUAAGGGAACAUCAUGAACCGGUAAUGGUUUAUCAACCAAGAGACUUUUUCCGUGCCCAGGCUCAAAAGGAAACUUCGCUGGCGAACACCAUGGCUGGGUACAAGGAAAGCUUUAGCAGCAUACUAUGCUUUGGAAGUCUGGAAAUUUACUCCCAAGGAAGCUUAGGAAUGGAUCACCACAUCUCUGAUCUGAAUAUACUUGUAAGGAGGAAGCUCAGCAGGCUUCUAGAUUCUCCAGAUCCUAUGGGCAAAGACUGGUGUCUUCUAGCUAUGAACUUGGGCCUUCCAGAAUUAGUUGCCAAAUACAAUGCUGGCAGUGCCUCUCAAAAAGAUUUCCUCCAGAGCCCAGUUUGUUCUCUUCUUCAGGAAUGGGGAAAUGCUCCUGAGAGCACUAUAGCAAUUUUAAUGUCAAAACUAAGGGAACUUGGACGUCGGGAUGCAGCAGAUUUUUUGCUGAAAUCAUCUUCAGUGUUUAGAGUGAAUUUAGAUGUCCAUGGACAGGAGGCUUAUGCUGCGAGCUGCAACAGUGGCACAUCCUAUAAUUCUAUUAGUUCAGUAGUAUCUCGAUAACCGAAUCGCUAUUCAUUCUGGACACUGCUAUACAGCAACCAGUGUAAAGAAUUUAGUCCCUAUUUUAUUGUAUUAUAAGGGUAUGAGUUUUACGUCAUUAAUUUAUAGACAUUCCAUCUAUGAAUGUUCCAUGCCCUAUAAACCUUCUUUGUGAUCUUUCUACUUUUAAUAAGAAUUGUUGCCUUUUUGUCAUAGAUUUUUAGAGGUUCAUACUUUGGAAUUUUCAACCCAGACUUCUAUAUGAAUGUGCUGCUAAUUACUGCCAACUAAAUGGAUAUAAGCUGUCCCGUUCACAUAAAAGAUAAAGUUAUUUUGUACAUUUUAGCAAUCUAAAGGCAUAGCUGCUCCUAUCCAGAAACAAGACCCACAUCCCACUUGUGUUUGCUUAAUAUUUGAGUAAUAUUUCUUCAGUGGAUUUGAAGGUGUUCCAUGAAUUCUCUUUUAGGAAACACAGUGGUGUGAGUGCCUUGUUAAGGGGAGGUUUAGCUAUAGCUUCAGUUCAUCAUGUGCUCUACCUCUUCAUUACCUUUUGCAUGAUAAUCAUGACAAGUGUCCGUUUUACUUUAAAGCACUCUCCAGAUAUAUAUAUAUAAAACACCUACAAUAUGUACUGUACUUGUAUUUUCUCCACUGCAGUCUUCAAUGUGACUGUAUGGCUCAGGUACAUAGUUGAUGAGUCAAAAGAAUAUCUGACAUUUACUUUUUAAGUGUUAUAGGCUUUGUCCAAUUGGUUUCUUUAGUAAAAGGUUGAAAGAUUUUUAUUUUUUAACACAGAUGAAGCUUUAUUUUACAGUUUGUGAGGCCUUGAACGUUCAAGCUGAUGGGCAGCAUGAAGUUUCCUUCAGUUACAUCAUCUCAGGUAUAGGUUCUUACAGAUCUCCGUCAGCAGUGUAAGACUUGUGUCGGAAGGAAUCCUGCAACAAACACCCAUUGCAAUAUUUCUAGUUUAGAAACGGGCAUCUUUUUAUUGUUAUAUACAAGGGCAAGUUCACGAUUAUUCCUGUACUUGAAACAACAAGCAAAUCUUUGCUUGCUGCCAAUACUGAUUGAAUAUCUGUUUCGUUAGUGUGCUUUCUCUUUGAAGACGCAUGCAAUGGAUGAAAUCUUUUAUGUGAAUAUACAGGAGUGACAUUCCCAUUUUUAAUCUUUUGUUUGUAGAACGACUUUAAAACUUGUUUUUAUAUCUGUAUAUAUCUAUGAAUAAACAUAUUGCCUGUU
Bufo gargarizans (Asiatic toad) is the source of this 5755-nucleotide messenger RNA. It is a transcript of the gene DAPK1, whose product is annotated as death associated protein kinase 1. Gene Ontology annotation, cellular component: nucleus; cytoplasm. Gene Ontology annotation, molecular function: protein binding; protein serine/threonine kinase activity; ATP binding. The record is from RefSeq and is a predicted model, not a curated record. Bases 248 to 4537 code for a protein of 1429 amino acids. The transcript has 26 exons. Gene Ontology annotation, biological process: intracellular signal transduction; protein phosphorylation; positive regulation of apoptotic process. NCBI's taxonomy places the organism in Eukaryota, Metazoa, Chordata, Amphibia, Anura, Bufonidae.